This is a messenger RNA of Suillus clintonianus, 3060 nucleotides long. RefSeq lists its product as uncharacterized. NCBI's taxonomy places the organism in Eukaryota, Fungi, Basidiomycota, Agaricomycetes, Boletales, Suillaceae. The coding region runs from base 1 to 3060 and encodes 1019 amino acids. The transcript is spliced from 10 exons. The record is from RefSeq and is a predicted model, not a curated record.
AUGGAAGAUCCACGCCCUACCAAACGGGUUCGUUUCAAAGAAGUAAAGCACGACCUCAGUGACACCUAUACUUCCCAAUGUGCUCCUAAUGCCAAUGUCAGGUCCACUAAUCUAAAGCGCUCGAGUAGCAUCUUGCCAUCGCUGCAAGACAUUUACAAAUGGACCUUGACAGACAAGGCAACCGCUCCCUGCUUUAUCAGGGAUGUUCUCGCAAUGAGGGAAAGGAUUGUCAAAGCACCCAACACUCGAUUUUAUUGGCUGGGGCAUAUCCCCUGUCAAACAGUACUCAUUGUCGGUAUUGUGGUUGGCAUUGAGGUGUCCAAGAUGUGGACAUUAUAUACAAUCGAUGAUUCCACUGCUGUGAUUGAAUGCAUGCUACACCACCCUCCGCCCUUCGCCCACUUGGACUCGAAAGCCAGAUGGCUCGCACUAAAGUCAAGCGGACCUCACAACGCCCCUCCCCCGCCCAAACUUGUCACUGCCAUCGGCUACCCUGUACAAGUGAUUGGCACAGUGAAAGAAUUUCACGGCGAGCGACAGAUUAAAGUCGUAUUUAUCAAGCCCUCUGAGUCGACAAAUGAUCAAUGGAAGCACGUUAGGACCGUCGUCGAACUUCACAAGUCGAAAUACGCCGUCCCAAAGCCGUUCCAGAUUCCUACUGAUCCGGAUUUUCAAGCUCGGACGUCGUUGAAGCGUCCACGGCCCACCCUUGAGCCAUCCUCGCCUCUUACACACAGCCCAACUUCCGUCCCACCCAGCCUGGUCAUACCUGGAUCUACGGACCCUCCUAAAUUAUUGCAUCCUUCUCUUUUACGCACGGCAGAUCUGACCGACAAGACAUUUAUGUCAUAUCUUGAACAUUUCUUGUUCAACGCACUACCUGAAUCGCCUAACCCUCCUACUGAGCGUGCAGAACUGACACUCUCCCAUCUUCGCCGAAUACCAGAACUAGCACUCCUAGCUAGCCUUGUAGUCGUCGCUGAAACAAGGCGUCGGGAUCCAGCAAGUGCAGAGGCAGAGGUAGCUGGGACGUCUACCAAAGCUGUCAUUCGCCCGAGGUUCAGGCCCUCCAUCUCACCACGCACGAGGAUGAAGAACUUAUUUCAGUGGGCAGUGCUAGGUCUGUACAAAAAAGGCAGCGUCGUACUCUCUGAUAUACCAAGUCCCGUUGCAUCCCUUCCUGUCAGCAGCGUUAUAUUUUCCUCUCCUCACCCUUCUCCAUCCAAGUCUGUCAUCCCCGAACAAGAUGGCCAUCUAUCUGAUCCUCCACCGCAUGAGGAAGACGAAGUUUAUGUUCCCGUAACCCCGGAGCUCCUUGUUGGACCCAUGCUUGAAAUCUUGCGUGCGAAGGGUAUCACAGGCAAGACUGCUGCUGUUGGAGCAGGCGUACCCCACAUUUCACCUCAAAAUAUGAGUGCUUCGUCCCUCGGCAACCGUUGUACAGAAGCUUGCGUUUCAUUUACGCCCACAUUUUUACAACCCACAUUGCACCACCACCACCAAUCGCAAAUGCACCGAUUACACUACGAAAUCCUCCUCGAAGUCUUUGGGCACGCAUACGCUCAAGCCGUAGAUGAGCUAGGUCUCAGUGACCUUGUCGCUCUUGCCACCGUCAAUAAAGCCUUUUUUGACGCCUCGAUCCCAACAUGGUGGAGGAAAUUACCGUCUGCAGAGCCCCUGCUGCACCUCAUACCCGACCACAUCUUGCACAGACAGUUCAAUGAGAAUCACUGGUCCUAUUCGUUAUACACUGAGCUGGCGCCGCAACACCUAACUCGCCUAUACCUAUAUGCACGGCAUAUACGCGAAAUCGACGCCUCCGGUAUUAGUCUCUCCUUCGGCGCUGCUCAGGCCUUCAAGUAUGUCCUCCGCGUACACUCGGAGUCAAACUCGACAAACCCCCUCCUUCCAUGCCUCAAUCGCCUGCGGCUCAGAGCGAGACACGACACCCUCCUUGAACAUAUCCCUGCACUCCUCCAUGACGGUCUAAGGCUUGUCGAACUCCCGCACUAUGCUACGGGUCUGGACUCUGCCAUCUCUGCUCUUCUCACGGCGCCAUCGGCCCUAAGAACCCUUGUUUAUGUCGAUCUCCCUAAAAAUACGGAAUCGUUUGAAAAGUCUCUCCACUUGCUUCGCUCACUGCGGCAUCUCACAGUAUCACUCCUUGGACCCACUGGAAUGAAGGCGAUUGCGUCCUUGCCGUCCUUGGAGUCCCUGAGCCUUGUGGUUGAAGACUCACUCCGCACGCUACCGUAUACAAUCACUUCCAUUCAUCCCAUCGUUUCGCUUGAGAUCGUACUACAGACAUCGUUUAUCUUAGGAGGGAUCGACAAUAACCCCUUUGAGUCUGCAAUGUGCCUGUUGCGCGCACUUCCUAUCCCUUGCUGCCAGCUCACCAUUGUACUUCCAGUCCACCUUGGGGGAGCUGCAUUGGCAGCAUUCAUUGCGUCUCUCACCCAGGAUUUCGGCGUCUCCAACAAUUCCACAUUUUCUGCUAUGGACCUCCGCCGCCUUUCAGUUGAUGCGGGUAUUCACGGGUCAUACAACAGCGCCCCCCUUCCAAUCAACUUUUUGGAACCCCUAUACGGCGUCCCGCUCACGCAUAUUGACCUGGCGUCCUUUUCUAUGUGUACUCUGGACGAUAACACUUUACGCGCGCUCUCAUCUGCCUUCCCCUGUUUGGAAUCCCUCUUUCUAGGCACCCGUCGUUACUGGACUGAUCCUCCAAGAGCAUCGCUGUCUGGACUCUCUACAGUACUGCUCAAUUGCCCCAGUUUGAAAGAAUUGGGGCUAGUAUUCAGCUGCAGCUUGGGCGCAUUGGACUUUUCUUUCCUCGCAGUCAACACCUCAAUCACAACUCUUCAUGUAGGGGUAUCUCCGCCGUAUAACCCCAAUGCUGUCUCUGCUUUCCUUGCCAGAUCUCUGCCUCGCCUCAAGAAGAUACGCAUUGAGCCAGGUGACAAAUACAUAAUAAGUACGCGCAACUACGUCUCAGCAGAUCGUAGUCACCGAGAAUCUGGUUGGAGGGCCAUACUGGCCAAGAUUUUAGUGUACAAAUAG